Molecule: messenger RNA, 3420 nt
Organism: Silurus meridionalis
Lineage: Eukaryota; Metazoa; Chordata; Actinopteri; Siluriformes; Siluridae
Gene: ptbp1b
Product: polypyrimidine tract binding protein 1b
Exons: 16
Coding region: 69-1757 (562 amino acids)
Biological process (GO): mRNA processing; regulation of RNA splicing; regulation of cell differentiation
Cellular component (GO): nucleus
Molecular function (GO): mRNA binding
Source: RefSeq, a predicted model, not a curated record
CUGAGUAUAAAGAAAACUCCGCCAAGCCACAAAGUUCCUGCUCAGACCCCCAAGUUCCUCUUUGUGCAAUGGACGGCCGCCUAGAGACUGAUUUGUAUCCUAUGGGAUCGAGUUACACAGAGUUAGACGUUGUCCAUGAUAUUGCUGUGGGAACAAAGAGAGGCUCUGACGAACUUUUCUCCUGUGUUUCCAACGGGCCAUAUAUCAUGAGUUCAGCAGCCAAUGGCAAUGACAGCAAGAAGUUCAAAGGUGACAUCAGAAGUCCGGGUGUUCCAUCACGCGUCAUUCAUGUUCGCAAGCUCCCCAGUGACAUCAACGAAGCUGAGGUCAUUUCUCUUGGACUUCCCUUCGGCAAAGUCACCAACCUGCUCAUGCUGAAAGGAAAGAACCAGGCGUUCCUUGAGAUGAAUACAGAGGAAGCAGCCCAGACUAUGGUCAGCUAUUACUCCUCAGUCACACCAGUGAUCAGGAAUCAUCCCAUCUUUAUGCAGUACUCCAACCACAAGGAGCUGAAAACCGACAACUCGCCAAACCAAGUGAGAGCACAGGCAGCACUGCAGGCCGUAAACGCAGUCCAGACCGGUGGCAUGUCAUUAGGUGGUGUAGAAGCAGGCGGUGUGGGCGGGCCUAGCCCUGUCCUCAGAGUCGUAGUGGAGAACCUCUUCUACCCAGUCACCCUGGAUGUUCUGCACCAGAUCUUUUCCAAGUUUGGCACUGUUUUGAAAGUGAUUACUUUUACUAAGAACAACCAAUUUCAAGCUCUUCUGCAGUUUGCUGAUGGUUUAACUGCUCAGCAUGCAAAGCUGGCUCUGGAUGGACAGAACAUCUACAACGCAUGCUGCACUUUGCGCAUCAGUUUUUCCAAGCUGACCAGUUUGAAUGUCAAGUACAACAACGACAAGAGCCGGGACUACACACGGCCUGACCUGCCCUCGGGAGACGGCCAGCCUUCUCUUGAACACCACGGCAUGGCGUUUGCUACUCCUGGAAUCAUUUCUGCCUCUCCGUAUGCAGGUGCCCAUGCCUUCCCUCCGGCUUUUGCCAUUCAGCAGGCUGCAGGCUUAACCAUGCCAGGUGUUCAUGGAGCUCUGGCCUCCUUGGCCAUUCCCAGUGCGGCGGCUGCUGCCGCGGCAGGCAGGCUGGGUUUCCCUACUUUACCCGCUGGACACUGUGUCAUGCUGGUCAGCAACCUGAAUCCUGAGAGAGUUACGCCCCAAUGCCUCUUUAUUCUUUUCGGUGUAUAUGGCGAUGUUAUACGAGUAAAAAUUAUGUUCAACAAAAAAGAGAAUGCCCUUAUCCAAAUGUCUGAUGGCACUCAGGCUCAGCUAGCGAUGAGCCACUUAAACGGACAGAAGCUGUAUGGACGAGCUCUGCGCAUCACUUUAUCCAAACACACGACCGUUCAGCUCCCUCGUGAGGGACAUGAGGAUCAGGGCCUCACUAAAGAUUACAGUAACUCUCCUCUCCAUCGUUUUAAGAAGCCUGGCUCCAAAAACUACUCCAACAUUUUUCCACCCUCCUCAACUUUGCACCUCUCCAACAUUCCCCCUUCAGUGGUUGAAGAUGAUCUCAAGAUGCUUUUUGGCAGCUCUGCUGCGGUGGUCAAGAACUUCAAGUUCUUUCAGAAAGACCGCAAGAUGGCUCUGAUCCAGAUGGGUUCAGUUGAGGAAGCGAUCGAGUCCCUCAUCGAGUUCCACAACCACGAUCUUGGUGAGAACCACCAUCUUAGGGUGUCCUUCUCCAAGUCCACUAUUUAAUCAGGAGAAAAGUGACUGCAGCUGGAAUAAGUCAUUUAAAGACAACCAAUAAAAGAUGAAGACUUCUCUGAAGCCUCAACCACAAAACUUCCAUCAUUCCACUAUUGUAUUUAUAAGUAAUAUUUAGUGGUUCCUAUGUAAUGUUUUAAUGUUUUAUGCCUGUGAGGAUGAUUGUAUAUCUGUAAUCACACCCUCUUAAGCCUUUUUAAAAGUUUCUGAAGAUAAUUUUUUUUGAACCCUUGCCUUGAAAGUGCUGCUCUGAAUUUUCCAGAAGUACUUCUUGUGCCUUACAUUUAUCUUAUGGCUAAGUGCUUUUUUUUUUUUUUCCAUAUCCUAUAUAAACGUUGCUGUCUGAUGUGACACCUAUGUUAAAGACUUUAGUUUACAAUCCACUUGUGUAUCCUCCUGUAGUGAAUUGGAGUUAGUUUCAUCCGGCUCUGGGGUUUUAGUUCUUUUGAUAAAUCACCACCUGAAGGCCAGUUCCUUUCAGCUUCUACAUUCCCAGUAGCUUGGAGUCUUAUCACAUACUGUAACGAUAGACAGACUGUUUACAUACCUUUUUUAUUAUUUUUUUUUUUUAUUUAACGCAACAGUUAGAGUACAAAUCAUAUUGUAAGUAUGUUUGUGUUUUGAAGCUCUUGGCCUUUUGGUCAGUGGCUCCCUUAUUUCUUUUUCUUCUUCUCCUAUACAAUUUGUAUGUUUCAUAGACCUUAAGUAUUGCCUUAAUGUAUCACAAGGCAUUGUUUUGUAAUUAUUCUAUUGUAAUGCCUGAUAUAUUUGGUGUAUUCUUCAACUUUUUUUUGUAUGUACACUACAGCUUGAAACCAAAGCCUUUAUUCAGCUUUCAGUCAUGAGACUAAUGUAUUCCUCCCUGUUAGAAUUGGACAGAUAGAACUAGAGAAAUGUGGCUUGUGUUUAAAAAAAAAAACAAACGGUAUAUAUAUUUUUUGGACUUGUUGCUUUUAGGGUUUGAUUUGGUUAUUCUUCUUUUCCUGCUGUAAGUCAGCACUUUCCUCUUUCUACUGUCUUUUUUUGGUUUUUCUCCUGUUCUGCAAUCCUUCUCAAUCACAUGCCUUUCGACAGGGACACAGUCUUCUGUUUCUUUUUAAAUAGAUCUUUUUGUAUACAAUCGAGUAUACAUGCUUUGGGGGUUUCUUUUUGAAACAGGAUAAGAAUAUUUUAGACUGUGCAUGGGACCAGCAUUAUUACUUUCCACAAUGAAGACCUCAACCCUGCGCAUUCCACCAUGCACAUGUUCCUACUCUUUAUAUUUUUACAGUGAAAACAGCGUGUGAGCGGCUGCUGUGUUUUACAGGACCAUAUAAUCAUUUCUCUUAAAAAAAUAAAAUAAAUAAAUGGAAAAAACAAGCAGGUCAUAUUUACCUGCACAGCGUUGACCUUUAAACGUUUUUUAAUGGUUUUACUUUAGAUGAGGUGUAAAUACUAUUUUUAUACCACAAUGUUUAGAGCAAAGGUUUUUAUAUCUAAAAGCGAAUGUAUAUUUUGAUUACAGUGGACCAUGAGCAAGCAAAAAAAUUGGGUUUUAUUAAAACAAAGAUUUAGAAUUCUACAACCUUUACCAAAUUCUAAUGUUUCUUUAACAGUCCUUCAGAUGGAGGUUGUACUUUUCUAUUUAUCUUGAAUAAACAUUUGUUUACUGGAA